This is a messenger RNA of Suillus clintonianus, 3168 nucleotides long. RefSeq names its product glycosyltransferase family 20 protein. Lineage: Eukaryota; Fungi; Basidiomycota; Agaricomycetes; Boletales; Suillaceae. Gene Ontology annotation, molecular function: catalytic activity. Gene Ontology annotation, biological process: trehalose biosynthetic process. The record is from RefSeq and is a predicted model, not a curated record. Bases 108 to 3050 code for a protein of 980 amino acids. The transcript has 15 exons. Gene Ontology annotation, cellular component: alpha,alpha-trehalose-phosphate synthase complex (UDP-forming); cytosol.
CGAUGGAUGAUGAACCUAAUUGAGCAUGUAUCCCUUCAAAAACUAGUCCAUCCGAUAAUCAUAGUCCCAUAUAAAAACCCAGCUCCAACUUUGACUGUUUUUCGACCAUGGAUACUUUCGCAGAACCAUACACACGCGCAGGGGACGACAUUUCACUUUCAGCUGUUCGUGAUCAUGUUAGAGCACUCGAAGCACGACACAAAGCCAAUGGUGUUCAACUAUCAGGUCGAAUCAUUCAUGUCUGCCAUUACCUUCCUGUAACGUGCACAAUCACUUCAACCACCACGAGAGAUGGCGUACUCAGUCCACCCCCUACACCUCCUCGUAUCCUUACAGACGUACCACCAAGCCCAACAGAUGAGCUCCCUGCUUCCGUCAACGCUCCACCACUACCUGAACGUUGGAAACUCACUCCACGUUACGGACACAGCGCAAUGACAAGUGGCAUUCGUAGUCUGAGCGUCACACAUGAACAAGUCAUCUUGGGAUGGACUGGGGACAUUCUCUCUCCAGCUGCUCCACCCGAUGGCAAUUCUUCUCCAGAUGGUGACGUCAACCCAUCUACCGGAGAACGCGUGCCUUCUGUACGUGACCGGAUUCCGUCUUCUAGGAUCUCUCAACAGGACAAGGAUGCUCUCGACGUCGAGCUUGCUCAAUACACCGACAAGAACGGGCUUACCACAGUUGAACCCGAAGUUGGUAAACCAAUUACUUAUCUUCCACUCUGGAUGGAGGACAACGUCGCACACGGUCAUUACGAUGGAUAUUGCAAACAAACUCUAUGGCCUCUCUUCCAUUACCUCCUCUGGCAGGACGUAGCGACAGAGCAUGCGAGCGCUGAUGCUAACUACGAGUAUUAUGAGCAGGCCAACCAAGCAUUUGCAACCCGCCUCGCCAGCGUCCUCCAACCAGGAGACCUCGUAUGGGUCCACGACUACCAUCUCUUGUUAGUCCCUCGCAUGCUCAGGAAUGCGAUGCAUUCUGGUGCUGUGAGUGGCGUGGGUGGAGAGAAUGGUGGGGAUGUGGUCAUCGGUCUUUUCGUGCACACGCCUUUCCCGAGUUCUGAGGUGUUUAGAUGUUUACCGCGCCGCAAAGAAAUCCUUGACGGAAUGCUAGGCGCCAACCUCAUCUGUUUCCAAACCUACAGCUACACCCGCCACUUCACUUCGACCUGCGUUCGUGUGUGCGGGUAUGAGACUACUAGUAGGGGUACUAUGACUGCGUCUGCUAGUGCUUCGAGGGGUGCGAGCGUUGCUCCGCGUGGUGCUGGUAGUGCAGGCUCGAGCGGUGGGAGCGGUACCAAGGCAAAUCUCAGUGUACCCACCCGCGGAGCAAGCCUCACGCGCGGAAGCAAAGCGGGCGUUGAGAAAUAUGUAGGCAUCGACGUGCAGGGACAUGUGGCUGCUGUUACGCAUUGUCCGGUUGGGGUGGAUGCGGAGAGGGUUGCGAGGGAUACCCUCCGCGCGGGCAUCCAACCUAAACUCGAAGCCCUUCGCGUGCUCUACGCAGACAAGAAGAUCAUCGUAGGAAGAGACAAGUUGGAUGUUGUCAAGGGGGUUUUGCAAAAGCUCCGCGCGUUUGAGAAGCUCUUGCAUGAUUAUCCAGAGUGGCAGCGCAAAGUCGUGCUCAUUCAGGUGACGUCCCCCGCGUUAACAGACUCUCCAAAGCUCGAACGUCAAGUUUCUGAACUCGUCGCGCAUAUCAAUGGGGAAUAUGGGAGUUUGGAUUUUAUACCCGUACACCACUACCACCAAACCCUUAGAAAGGACGAAUUUUACGCACUGCUGAGCGCUGCAGACCUCGGGGUGAUCACCCCCCUCAGGGACGGAAUGAACACGACCUCGAUGGAGUUCGUGAUCGCGCAAGAGCGCACGAAGCGCUCGCCCCUCGUUUUGAGCGAGUUUAUGGGUAUCAGUCAGCAUAUGGCUGAUGCGCUGCAAGUAAAUCCUUGGGAUCUUGGAGAUGUAGCGGCUGCCAUGAACCGCGGGUUGGUAAUGUCGGAGGAGGAGAAAGCGUCAAGGCACGCGGCGUUGCACAAGGUCGUAACGACUCACACCUCGCACACAUGGGCUGCGGUCCUUGCCAAGAUGCUGCUCUCGCAGAUCAACGGACAAAACACUGCACGUCAAACCCCUUACAUCCCCAGAGACAGGCUCAAAGAGCUGUAUGACAACGCCGGGAAGCGUCUGUUCUUGUUCGAUUACGACGGCACGCUCACGCCGAUCGUCAAGAUGCCGUCGAUGGCGCUUCCCUCUCCUGAUGCACUCACUGCGCUCGCGAAGCUUACAUCUGACCCGAACAAUAUUGUAUACAUCGUUUCCGGUCGGGACCAGGCGUUCCUCGAGGAACAUCUAGGGCACUUCCCGCGCCUUGGGAUGAGCGCGGAGCACGGCGGAUUCAUCCGUUCGCCUGACAGCGCUGUGUGGAUGAAUUUCACUGCGAGUUUGGACAUGGGAUGGAUGGAAGAAGUGGCGGAGAUUUUCAGGUAUUAUACAGAGCGUACGACUGGGAGCCAUAUCGAGAUGAAGAAGAGCUCGAUUACUUGGCAUUAUCGGUCGACUGAUCCGGAGUGGGGACAGUUCCAGUGCAGGCAGUGCCAGGAUUUGUUGGAGAAUAACGUGGUGUCCAAGAGGCCGAUCGAGGUGCUCGUGGGUAAGAAGAAUCUGGAAGUGAGGCCUAUUGCUGUGAACAAGGGCGAGAUCGUCAAGCGUAUAUUAUAUCAGAACCCUGGAGUCGAAUUCAUCUUCUGCGCUGGUGACGACAAGACCGAUGAAGACAUGUUCCGCGCCCUGCUCCUCUUCUCGCCUUCCUCGAUUGGUAAAGUCAUGAUGGAGCCCCCGCUCUCGGUGAUGCUCGUCGACGACACCAAGGAGUACAGUGACGUAGAGCUCGCGGUGUCUCCAGAAGCUGUUUUCACGACUGCUGUUGGACAUAGUAGCAAACGAACGCUUGCGAGUUGGCAUGUGACGACGCCUGAGGAGGUGGUGGAGCAUAUGUUGUAUUUGGUUGGGGAGACUCCUCAGGGAGAGGAGGUGAAGGGGUAUUUGUAAGUCGCGCGCUGCAUGGGGUUUGUUUUUCUUUGUCUUGAGAUACCGUCGUGGAAUAUGUGAUAAGAACAUUGAUGUGCUUGCGCCUUAGAGUUUCUAUAGACAAUAGUUUUUGCUUUGA